ACUAAUUAUGAGGCAACAUUGGACACACAUGGUCGUUGAGGAACUAAACCCUAGAAAAACCUCUUCAAUAUCUAGCAAGAAGUAGAAGAUGAACUCCUUAACUAACCUUCUGCGCUUCCACCUUCGCAUCUCUCCCCGUCUCUUCCGCCUCUUCUGCUCCACUCAAAACCCUAGCUCUAGCUCCCCCCAAAAACCUCUGCGAUCAAUCAUCAAAGCCCUUUUUCGCGAGAAAGACCUAAAUCAGCUCAUCUCCAACUUCAAGCGCUGCUCCGCCGACCGUAACUUCCGCAGCAAGCCCGAAGUCUACGAGAUCAUUAUCCGCCGACUCGCCACCGCCGGCCGGCUCGAUGCGGUUGACGACAUCAUCGAGCAACACAAGUGCUACCAAGAAGAAAUGUCUCACGAGGGUUUCGCUGUACGCCUCAUUUCUCUUUACGGUCUAGCUGGAAUGCCAGAACGCGCUGCCGCACUUUUUCAAGAGCUUCCUGCACUCGGUUGCCCCCGUACAGUCUUUUCAUUCAACGCCGUUCUCACCGCUUAUACCCGGUCGAAUGCCGCCGAUCGGAUCGCCCACCUUCACAAGUUCCUCUCAUCUCACGACGCCUCUAUAGAGCCCAAUCGUAUUUCGUACAACAUUCUGAUAAACGCUCUGUGUGAAAGGGACCUCCUCGAUGAUGCCCUCAAUACCCUGGAUUUGAUGGAAAAGCGUGAGAUUAUGCCCGACUUGGUAACUUUCAAUACCCUAUUAAAUGGCUUUUAUGGCAAGGGUAUGAUCUCCGAGGCUGAUGAGAUAUGGCAAAGAAUGAAGGAGACUGGCAUCCAGCCGGAUGUGAGAAGCUUCAACGCAAAGAUCAGAGCGUUUGCUUGGCAAGGAAAGAUUGUGGAGGCAAUGGAGGUUUUGGAAGAGCUUAGGAGAGUUGGGUUGGAGCCUGAUACUUUGACUUACAAUGCUCUUAUUAAAGGCUAUUGUCGUCAAGGGAAUUUGGAGGAGGCCAAGAGAUUAUACAAACAAAUGGGGAAAAAUGGCUGCUUUCCUGACAGGCAUACUUUGAGGGAAUUGAUCCCCAAACUCUGCCAAGGCGGCGAUGUUGACUUGGCACUAAAUAUAUGCAUAAAAGCGAUAGACAAUGGAUUUCUUGUUGAUGUAGGCAUUAUUCAGGUGUUGAUUGAUGAGUUGGUGAAGGGUUCCUUGCAUGAUAAAGCUAAAAAACUUGUGAAGCGAGCAAGGUUAAAGAACGAUAGAGCAAACCUGAAGAUGCCUCUAUCUUGUUUGGCAAUAUAGUUUCUUAUGCUCCAAGCAGUGAUAGAAGUGAAGAGGAGAUUGGGUCCGGGGCAACCAUUCUUAUUGUUCCAUAGACAAAUGGUGAAGAAUCACAGAGCUAUGAAGAAUUUUGCAAGAUGAAAAUUCGAGCAAGUGAGAGUUGACAGAACUUUCAUCAUGAAAGAAAGAAUUACACAACAAAUGGGUGUACCGAGUGAAGACUGAGCUUGAUGGCAGUAAGAGGUAUAAGACUAGACUUGUUGAAAAAUGCUUUCAGUAGAGGCAGGAUAUUGCCCAUGCAAUGGGAGUUGUAAGCAGAUACAUGAGUAACCCAGGAAAUAACUUGGAGGUGUCAGUCUAUGUUGAGCCUACUGAUAUGUUGACUAUGGGUAUUACACUUGGGAAACUGAAGUUGUGCGCAACUUCAGUUGGUCUUCUGGUGUGAAGACAUGGGUCUUGAGUUGCAGAAGUGGGGGAUAUCACGUUUGAGGAAAUGGGCGACAUCGCCAGUUGAGGAUAUCAGUUUGAGGAAGAAGACGAUGCAGACUGUGUAUCGGUCUCUAAGUGGGAGAUUUGUUAAAUGUGGAAACCGAUUUCUCCCGCUCCGCCUUCCCCCGAUCAUGAACAGUCGCGACUCUCGCUUCCGCCUUCCUCUGUCGCGAACCGAAGCGAAGCUUCAGUUGUUUUUGUGAAACGACACCUGCUUAUGUUGCUCCCGCCUCUUCUACUUACCGUGAUUUGGAUCCCGCUCAACUGUUCCCUCCAUCGGCCUCUCUCAGUCGCGAUAAAAGGAAGCCCCCACCAUUUGGUUCCUUUGCUGGUGUAAGUUAUUGAAGGAAAGAGAAGUGCAAGCAAUAGUUUCUUGCGACAGAAGGAAGAAGAAAGAAGAAGAAGAAGAUUGAUCUUUCUUGGCUUCUUCUUGUUGGCUUGCAGCAGAAUAAAAAUAGGAUUUCUCUUGUAUGUUUAUCUUUUUUGGUGUGUAUUUAAGAGAGAGUGAGGAAGUGA
This is a messenger RNA of Phalaenopsis equestris, 2266 nucleotides long. RefSeq names its product pentatricopeptide repeat-containing protein At1g55890, mitochondrial-like. The coding region runs from base 89 to 1282 and encodes 397 amino acids. The transcript has 2 exons. Gene Ontology annotation, cellular component: chloroplast. Lineage: Eukaryota; Viridiplantae; Streptophyta; Magnoliopsida; Asparagales; Orchidaceae. The record is from RefSeq and is a predicted model, not a curated record. Gene Ontology annotation, molecular function: protein binding.